Messenger RNA from Oncorhynchus gorbuscha (pink salmon), 1731 nucleotides. RefSeq names its product extensin-like. Bases 1 to 1731 code for a protein of 576 amino acids. NCBI's taxonomy places the organism in Eukaryota, Metazoa, Chordata, Actinopteri, Salmoniformes, Salmonidae. The transcript is spliced from 2 exons. The record is from RefSeq and is a predicted model, not a curated record.
AUGGUAACUCCCCAACCACCCAGUCGGCCUACCUACGCCACCCCCCUCCCCAACCACCCAGUCGGCCUACCUACGCCACCCCCUCCCCAACCACCCAGUCGGCCUACCUACGCCACCCCCUCCCCAACCACCCAGUCGGCCUACCUCCCCACGCCACCCCCUCCCCAACCACCCAGUCGGCCUACCUACGCCACCCCCUCCCCAACCACCCAGUCGGCCUACCUACGCCACCCCCUCCCCAACCACCCAGUCGGCCUACCUACGCCACCCCUCCCCAACCACCCAGUCGGCCUACCUACGCCACCCCCUCCCCAACCACCCAGUCGGCCUACCUACGCCACCCCCUCCCCAACCACCCAGUCGGCCUACCUACGCCACCCCCUCCCCAACCACCCAGUCGGCCUACCUCCCCACGCCACCCCCUCCCCAACCACCCAGUCGGCCUACCUACGCCACCCCCUCCCCAACCACCCAGUCGGCCUACCUACGCCACCUUCCCUCCCCAACCACCCAGUCGGCCUACCUACGCCACCCCCCCCCAACCACCCAGUCCCCAACCACCCAGUCGGCCUACCUACGCCACCCCCUCCCCAACCACCCAGUCGGCCUACCUACGCCACCCCCUCCCCAACCACCCAGUCGGCCUACCUACGCCACCCCCUCCCCAACCACCCAGUCGGCCUACCUACGCCACCCCCCCAACCACCCAGUCCCCAACCACCCAGUCGGCCUACCUACGCCACCCCCUCCCCAACCACCCAGUCGGCCUACCUACGCCACCCCCCCCAACCACCCAGUCCCCAACCACCCAGUCGGCCUACCUACGCCACCCCCUCCCCAACCACCCAGUCGGCCUACCUACGCCACCCCCUCCCCAACCACCCAGUCGGCCUACCUACGCCACCCCCUCCCCAACCACCCAGUCGGCCUACCUACGCCACCUCCUCCCCAACCACCCAGUCGGCCUACCUACGCCACCCCCUCCCCAACCACCCAGUCGGCCUCCCCACCACCCAGUCGGCCUACGCCACCCCCUCCCCAACCACCCAGUCGGCCUACCUACCCACCCCCAGUGGCCUCCCCACGCCACCCCCUCCCCAACCACCCAGUCGGCCUACCUCCCCAACGCCACCCCCUCCCCAACCACCCAGUCGGCCUACCUACGCCACCCCCUCCCCAACCACCCAGUCGGCCUACCUACGCCACCCUCCCCAACCACCGAGUCGGCCUACCUACGCCACCCCCAGUCCCCAACCACCGAGUCGGCCUACCUACGCCACCCCCUCCCCAACCACCCAGUCGGCCUACCUACGCCACCCCCUCCCCAACCACCCAGUCGGCCUACCUACGCCACCCCCUCCCCAACCACCGAGUCGGCCUACCUACGCCACCCCCUCCCCAACCACCGAGUCGGCCUACCUACGCCACCCCCCUCCCCAACCACCGCUCUCUCCUUUUGACCCCACGCCUGCCCUUGACCUGAGACAGGACCCCACGCCUGCCCUUGACCUGAGACAGGACCCCACGCCUGCCCUUGACCUGAGACAGGACCCCACGCCUGCCCUUCACCUGAGACAGGACCCCACGCCUGCCCUUCACCUGAGACAGGACCCCACGCCUGCCCUUCACCUGAGACAGGACCCCCCCCACGCCUGCCCUUCACCUGAGACAGGACCCCCCGCCUGCCCUUCACCUGAGACAGGACCCCCCCCACGCCUGCCCUUCACCUGA